Podospora pseudocomata is the source of this 1729-nucleotide messenger RNA. RefSeq lists its product as uncharacterized. Gene Ontology annotation, biological process: L-leucine catabolic process; ketone body biosynthetic process. Bases 635 to 1729 code for a protein of 364 amino acids. The record is from RefSeq and is a predicted model, not a curated record. Gene Ontology annotation, molecular function: hydroxymethylglutaryl-CoA lyase activity. The transcript has 2 exons. Lineage: Eukaryota; Fungi; Ascomycota; Sordariomycetes; Sordariales; Podosporaceae.
AAGAUGAAGAUGAAGGUCCCUGUGAAAGACAUGUUGCGUUUUUAAACCCCAUACUUCAACUCAACGACGCUGCCGCCCAACAUUUCUUCAACCUCUCUCGAUAUGUGAUGGACAUUAGACCCGGCCAGACCACUCCGACAGUCCAGGUCUAGACCUGAAGCGCGCAUUCAGCCAGCCUCCAGCUCCCAGGUUAUCAAUAGUUGAUGCAUGGAGGUGGAGUCGAGCAGGCAAAUGGUAGGCCAUGAUGGUCAAAGACUUGAGGAAUCAGAAAAGGAGUGGGAUAUCGACUCAAUAAUGAUACGAAGGUAUGUAACCAACCCUUCUACCGUAGUGAUUGGAUAGACAAGCUUAAUAUAGAAAUAGCUAUCACAUCGAUAGACAUGGUAAUUUCGAUCGAAAUGUUGCAAAGCGUUACACACCCCACCUCAUGUCUUGGCCGUAGACGGUUUGCGGGGAGGUCACGUGGCGGUUACACCCCAACAGCAGGGGUACACCGCAUGGGCCGACGCUAUGCGACGUCACUUGCAACGGCCGGUGGGCUGAGCUCCAGCUGUUGCUCUUCUCUCGAUGCAUUCACAGCUUCGAGUUUGAUGGAUUGAACCCUUUUUGCUUUUCCAACUCAAAAUAUCCAAAAAUGUCGAGACUGGCGACCCUCCCCCGACGACUGGCUCUCCUCCGCCCCCUAAGGAGGACGACAUGCACCGCCAGGAGCUACUCCACAGUAUCCGAACAGCGCCUCGACAACCGCGUUAAGAUCGUCGAAGUAGGGCCGCGCGAUGGCCUCCAAAACGAAAAGAAUAUCGUGCCGCUGGCGACAAAGAUUGAGCUGAUUGAACGACUGGCAAAGACCGGGCUUCAGACAAUCGAGGCGGGUUCGUUUGUCGCUCCGAAAUGGGUGCCACAAAUGGCCAACUCCUCCGAGAUCCUCUCCCACAUCCUCACCACCCCACCACCCUCCCCCCACCCCCUAACCUACUCCUUCCUCGCCCCCAACAUGAAAGGCCUCUCCAACGCCUUCUCCAUCCUCGACGCAAACCCCUCCUCUUUCUCCACCGAAUCCAACCCUUCACCAUCAAAACCCUCCCUCGAAAUGGCCGUCUUUGCCUCGGCAACCGAAACCUUUUCCCAAAAAAACCUCAACGCCUCCAUCGCCGCCUCUCUUGAAACUUUUAGGGCGGUCAUCUCCGCCGCCAAGGAAACACCCUACAAUCUCCGCGUCCGCGGCUACAUCUCCGUCGUCCUCGGCUGCCCCUUUGAGGGCUACGACGUCUCGCCCCACCGCGUUGCUGAGAUUGCUACCGAGCUGCUCGAGAUGGGAGUGGACGAAAUCGCGCUGGGUGAUACGACAGGCAUGGGCACUGCGCCCAGAACAAAGGACUUGUUGAAUUGUCUGAGGAGCGCGGGGAUAAGGAAUGAGGAUGUGGCGAUGCACUUUCAUGAUACGUACGGGCAGGCGCUGGUGAACACGGCUGUGGCUUUGGAGCAUGGGAUCAGGACGUUCGAUGCUAGUGUUAGUGGGUUGGGGGGUUGCCCGUACAGCCCCGGGGCUACCGGGAACGUGGCGACGGAGGAUGUGGUGUAUUUUAUGGAGAGUUUGGGGAUGGAUGCGGGGGUUGAUUUGGAUGGGGUGGCCGAGGUGGGGGAGUGGAUUAGCAAGGAGUUGGGGAGGGGGAAUGGGAGUACCGUUGGGAGGGCGGUUUUGGGGCGGAGGAAGAGGAAGCAGGAGUGA